CUAUCUCCCAGAGGAAGUGGUGCUGGAAAUCCUGCACAGACUACCCGUGAAAUCCCUAAUUCGAUUCAGGGUAUUGGUUUUUCUGAUUGGCAUAGACCCGCAGCUUCUUUAGGUGGGGCCGUCCAUUUUGCGGUAUAUGAUAAGGGCAAACACAGUCCGUUAAUUUUGUCGUUUGAUUUGGGUGAUGAGGUUUUUCGCUUGAUGUCAUUGCCAAAUUGUGCAUUCAGUUGGAGUAAUAUUCAAACCUCGGUAAUUGGGGGAUCGCUUUCUCUGUUAGUUUAUGAUAAUAGGUUUGUAGCCAGCAGACGUUGUGCCAUUUGGGUGAUGAAAGAGUAUGGCGUUGUUGAUUCUUGGACUAAAUUGUUAACCGUUGAUUUCAACAAAGAAAUUAUAGGGGUAUUAUGUCUCCAGAAGAAUGGCAAUAUAUUAGUGGAGGCAAAACUACCAAGUGAUUGGGAGCUCUCUUCAUAUGACCCUAAGAGCCAACAUGUUAAGAGUUUGGGGAUUUGUGGGAGGCCGCACUAUUUUCAUGUUGAUAAUUAUGUGGAGAACCUUGUCUUACUCGACAAACCGAAUGAUGCAGUUUCCAAAAGGGGAGCGUGCAGGAAGAGGAAAUGCAGGUUGACUUCAGACAAAGAGAUAUGCCAGCUACAAGAGGCAAAACACCUGCUACAAGAGAUACUACAACAUGCGAGUGUAUACGAGCUACAAGUGGACAUAAUACAUCAACAAGAGGCAAUUAUAUUGCCUCUACAAGAGGCAAUACUACACGACGGGAGAGCACUCCAGCUACAAGAGGCAUUGCUAUAUGAACUGGAGACAAUACUACCGCAGCAGACAGAGAAAAUAGCCACUUUGAUAUCACAAAUUGAGAUAAUGGAGACUGCAGAAUCAAAAUUGGUCUUUUUAAUUCAACGAUUAAAGGGCCAGGCUGAAGUAGAGACAAUGCUACAACAGAAGACAGAGAAAAUGACCUCUUUAAAAUCACAAUUGGAGAAAAUGGACACUAUAAAAUCAAAAUUGGUAUCUUUGAUUCAACAAUUCAAGGGUCAGGCUGGAGAGAUGUUUAGUGGCGUUGGAGAUCAAAGUUCAGCACAACUACAACAAAGAUCCUCUUCUGCAGGGCAAGAAAUGUGACCUUGCGGUGGGCAGUAAAGUUUUAUGCAGUACAUGGACAUAAUUUUUUUUUUGAAAAUUAUGGUCUUGAUUUGACACUCGUAAAAUUUGUGAUUGAUAUGACAGGUUUUUUUUUUUUUUUU
This is a messenger RNA of Quercus lobata, 1259 nucleotides long. RefSeq lists its product as uncharacterized. The record is from RefSeq and is a predicted model, not a curated record. The transcript is spliced from 5 exons. NCBI's taxonomy places the organism in Eukaryota, Viridiplantae, Streptophyta, Magnoliopsida, Fagales, Fagaceae. Bases 202 to 1137 code for a protein of 311 amino acids.